Alternaria arborescens is the source of this 1731-nucleotide messenger RNA. RefSeq lists its product as hypothetical. NCBI's taxonomy places the organism in Eukaryota, Fungi, Ascomycota, Dothideomycetes, Pleosporales, Pleosporaceae. The record is from RefSeq and is a predicted model, not a curated record. Bases 1 to 1731 code for a protein of 576 amino acids. Gene Ontology annotation, molecular function: GTP binding. The transcript has 4 exons.
AUGACCAGUUACAGAAGUUCCUCAACGAGAAGGGGGAGUUUUGACGUGCCGGAAUCGGCGCGCUCAUCCGGGAAACCCUCCACCUCACUUCCCUCCUCGGCUCUGACUGUCACGGGCUUCAACAACAAUGCACCGUCUUCUCAAGCGAUUGGCAUACUCGUUAUGGGACUUACUGGUGCUGGCAAAAGUACCUUCAUCUCACAGGUCACGCAGACAAGUGCAGAUAUCGGGCAUUCGCUAGAAUCGUGUACAACUGAUGUCACCUUCCGAACAUUGCAGCGAAAGAACGGCCAGGAAGUAUAUCUCAUCGACACACCAGGCUUCGAUGAUACCAAAUUGGAGUAUGCGGCAGUCUUCCGAAAGAUCGCUUCAUGGAUUUGGUCUUCUCUCAAAAGCCUCCGAAUAUUCGAAAAGAUUUGCGGCGAGCGAAAUUUCCGGGAUGUUGUGGUCGUAACGACUAUGUGGGGAUCCUUGAAGACAGAUGAAGCACGAGAUGCCGCAGUGGUGCGCAUGAAGAUGAUGGAGGAACGACCCGAGUUUUUUGGCAACUUGAUAAGAGCUGGAGCUAGGAUGGAGAAAAGCCAGGGUGAUAGUCAGAGCGGUGUUCGUAUCGUCGAACUUCUGGCAGAUAGGCGAAAAACGGUGGUGUUACAGUUACAACACGAAAUGAGAGGCGGAAUGAAACUCGAAGAAACGACAGCGGGCAGGUACCUGGAAGGUGAGCUUGUGCAUACACGUGAAAGAUACGAGGCGCAGAAACGAGAGCUAGAAGAGUGCGCUGAGGAAGUUCAUGAUGAUGAUGAUCUCAGAAGCGAGUUCCUCGAGCAAAUCGAAGACUGCACUCGCCUUGUGAACAACAUCGUGGACGAUCAAGGAACUCUUUCCGUCACACUCGAAGAUAUGUGGAACGAGCAAGCGGUGAGCUGUGGGGCGGGUCGCGACGACCAGGUCGAGGACACUACGCAAGAAAACACUUCCGCCCACAUUGUUAAACUUGAGCACAAGAUUCAAGGGCUUGAGAGAAGGAUUGAAGCGCAGCGCGACGAUCUCGACGCACAACGUGGAGAAAUCGAGAGGAUCGAGGCGGCCAGUAAGGAGAUCGCAGAAGCUAAGGAACGCGACCAAGUCGCGCGUAAUAAAGUGAAAGAGAGGCGAGCGCCUCAUAAUGAGGCGAUUUUGUGGAUGCGAGACUUCUUUGCUGGGAGACGCCCCGAAAAUGUUGUACAGCCACCACGUCGAGCUGACUCCAUGCCGUUGGAAACGAAGGGGUCUAGAAAGUCUAGCAUAACGUCCUGGCAAAAGCGAAGCCGAUCAAAGAGCCGCCAGACUCGUAAGCCCGACAUUAUGCGCACAUCUUCAGAGGAGCAAACAAAGCAGUCCUAUACCGCUUCGCACUAUCCGCAAGGUCGAUACACCCACGAGCCUGGAUAUUCUAGUGUAUCGCAAAGUGACUACGAGAGCGGGAUGGACAAUUCAACACCUCAGAUGUAUAUGCCAUACCAGGCUCAUUCAUACACCCCUGUGGCUCUGCCUGCACCCAAUAGUCAAUACCAAGUACCGCCUCAUGAAGUUAUCAUCGAUCCCACUAGGACAAUGCGCAAUCCGCCUCCGGCAUCGCAACCGCCUUUACGCAGAAUCCCACAUUCUGUUGCUUCGCCACACCAUCAGGUUGUUGUCAGAUCUCCUUCUUAUCCCAGUAACGCGCCUGGAGACAACAAUUACCGUGGGUAG